Molecule: messenger RNA, 2375 nt
Organism: Myxocyprinus asiaticus (Chinese sucker)
Lineage: Eukaryota; Metazoa; Chordata; Actinopteri; Cypriniformes; Catostomidae
Product: protein mab-21-like 2
Exons: 2
Coding region: 933-2012 (359 amino acids)
Source: RefSeq, a predicted model, not a curated record
UUGAUUAAUUUAAAGCAGUAUACUCAUACGUACAAGCUGAAAUGUCGGUGGACGAAUGCAGCAGCGCACUGUCAAAAAUUUUACAAUGGCAAGAGAAAAAAAAGUACAGAUUUAUCUCAUCACAAAUCAAUCAGCGGUCAGUUCAGUCUUUCUAGACUACAAAAUAAUAAUAAUAAUAAUAAUAAUAAUAAUAAUAAUAAUAAUAAUAAUAAAUAAAAUAAAAAAAUCCCAUCUAACAAACAAGCAACCGAGAUUAGAUAACAACAAACAACAAAAACAAAAAACUCCCAACAUUUCAAAUCGUUUUAAUGUAGGCUGGAGAAAGUGACGGCUUUAGGUGAAAUAUGUGCUCUUAAUGCCGUCUGCAUAUCCUAACCUGUAGGCGUCUAGGCUUCAGAGCAGGAUGUUCAGGAGGAGAGAAACUCUCCAGCGCACCGAGGCUGUGAUUGGCCAAUUGUACUGACAGCUCCCCCGUUGAUUGGCCGGCUGCACUGACAGCCCGACCCCCUUUCACUCCAGCUAGAGGACCAUUCAUAAACUAAACAAUUCCAGCACUCACGGCUGAGUCUGGACAACUGCACACUGGCGCACAGUUUUCAUGCGCAAACACAAGUGAGAGAGAUGACUUGACGCUCGGAGAUUUAUCUCACAGCUGAUACAGGCUUGGCGAACAAACAAUUUUAAAACCUUUACAAGUUGAUUUGUAAAAGUAGAGUCGCGUUGCGUUGUAUCUCUAUCUGUUUCCUGCCCCAAACUUGACGUCUAUCCGCUGUGGGCGCAAACUUCAUCAGUUUUUUUUUUCUUUUCUUUUUUUUUUUUUUUUUUUUUUUUUUUCUGUUUGCUGGGAGUUGUGCCUCUGGCUUCACCGGUCAGCAUUGGAUCCAUCGGCGUACUGCGAAACUCCGGUUUACAGUCCGGAUCUGUGCCCAAACAUGAUUGCAACGCAAGCAAAGCUGGUUUACCAGCUCAAUAAAUAUUACAACGAGAGAUGCCAGGCGCGCAAAGCGGCCAUCGCCAAGACCAUUCGCGAGGUGUGUAAGGUGGUGUCGGACGUGUUGAAGGAGGUAGAGGUCCAAGAGCCCCGUUUCAUCAGCUCUCUGAGCGAGAUAGACGCGCGCUACGAGGGCAUGGAGGUCAUCGCACCCAAUGAGUUUGAGGUCGUGCUUUACCUGAACCAGAUGGGAGUCUUUAACUUCGUGGAUGACGGCUCUCUGCCGGGCUGCGCCGUGCUCAAACUCAGCGACGGCCGCAAACGGAGCAUGUCCCUGUGGGUGGAGUUCAUCACCGCCUCCGGUUAUCUCUCCGCCCGAAAAAUCCGCUCCCGCUUUCAGACCCUGGUGGCCCAGGCCGUGGAUAAAUGCAGCUAUCGGGACGUGGUUAAAAUGGUGGCGGACACGAGCGAAGUGAAACUGCGCAUUCGGGAGAGGUAUGUGGUGCAAAUCACCCCAGCCUUCAAGUGCACGGGCAUCUGGCCUAGAAGUGCCGCCCAAUGGCCCAUGCCCCACAUCCCAUGGCCAGGGCCGAACCGGGUGGCGGAGGUGAAAGCGGAGGGUUUUAACCUCCUCUCUAAAGAGUGCUACUCGUUAACGGGGAAACAGAGCUCGGCGGAGAGCGACGCCUGGGUUUUGCAGUUUGCUGAGGCCGAGAACAGGCUUCUGAUGUCAGGUUGUAGGAAAAAAUGCCUCUCUGUUCUAAAGACUCUCCGUGACCGACACCUUGAGCUGCCGGGACAGCCGCUCAAUAACUACCAUAUGAAGACCCUGCUGCUGUACGAGUGUGAGAAACACCCGCGGGAAACUGACUGGGAUGAGUCGUGCCUCGGCGACCGUCUGAACGGCAUUCUGCUGCAGCUCAUCUCCUGUCUGCAGUGCCGCCGGUGCCCACAUUACUUCUUACCCAAUCUAGACUUGUUUCAGGGUAAACCACACUCAGCGCUGGAAACAGCGGCCAAACAAACCUGGAGACUGGCCAGAGAAAUCCUUACCAAUGCUAAAAGUUUGGAUAAACUGUAAGAUGCAAAAAAAUAAAAAAUAAAUAAAAAGAAGAAGAGGAAGAAAGGACAGAUUAUGCCGUUUAUGAACGGGACUUUGAGAUCGCAUCACUGAAAGUGGAGAGACUGUGAUCUUGGUGCUCUGAGAAAUAAAACCAAGAAAAAAAGAUUAAUAAAAAAACCCCGAAGCAUUUGCUUUUGCCAAGGUUCAAACAGGACAUUGCAAGAGAGAGAAAGAGAGAGAAGUUAAGAGCCAGUGACCCGGAAACAGAUCAAAGUCCGCCAUUAAGAAGGACGUACCAAUUCUCUGAAUGCAUCUGAGGAGGCAGGCACAGAGGACAGAGGAAGCUUUCUGAGGACAGCAAGGAAGCACAGGUGGAUCCUA